Molecule: messenger RNA, 2245 nt
Organism: Lytechinus pictus (painted urchin)
Lineage: Eukaryota; Metazoa; Echinodermata; Echinoidea; Temnopleuroida; Toxopneustidae
Product: FK506-binding protein-like
Exons: 1
Coding region: 74-1153 (359 amino acids)
Molecular function (GO): protein binding
Source: RefSeq, a predicted model, not a curated record
CAACCAUUCAAGAAAUACACCAAAGUGAUCCAUAGACUGAUGUGGCAGUACUGAUCAAACAUUAAUUGGGACAAUGGAAGAUCCAGUUUCAGAAGAUCCAUUUUCAGAAGACCCUCAGAUGCUAACCAUUCCUCAAGCAGUAAACACUGGAAAUGUAGAGACUGAUUCACCAGGAGACUGUCACUUUAAAGAAACUUUACCAAUUCAAGAGAUUGAACCAAUUGAUGUAGAAAUGAGAGAUGAAACAGAGGUAUGGACUGCUCCUGAUGGCUCUUUUACAAAGCGCAUUAUUAAAAAGGGUUUCGGGUUUACAAGCCCGAAUGAUGGUUCAUCUUGUCGGGUGACCAUCUCUAUAAUGGAUCUUUACAAGGUGGAGAACAAGGAUGUAGGUUACCCUACUGGUGAGGAGGCUGAUAUUUUGCAUGGAGAUGGCUGCGGGAUAUAUUCUGAAGCGAUAGAUGCCUGCCUUGAAACUAUGCAUUGCAGGGAACAAUGUGAGCUUCAAGUCUUUGAAAGUCGCAGCGUUGAAAUGGUUGGACAAACUCAUGGACCACAUCCUGUAGAAUCCAGGAAUAAGGAUUGGCUGGAAUCAAAUGAAGUGGCUUCAUUUGUCGUUACCUUGCAUGAUUUCACAAGAAACAAAGAUAUCCACAAGAUGAGUGUUGAAGAUAUCUUCUCCAGGGUAUCACAGCUGAAAGACUGUGGGACAAAGUGUUUCAAAGAGGGUAAGCUCCAGCUUGCAGAGCGAUUCUAUCUCCGUGCUGGUCAUUACCUUAUCAUGGUGUGUCAUCCACAAGACGUCAAAGACUUAGAUGAUGCCCUUCAACAGGAAUACAAUUUACUAAAAAAGAGCUGUUCUCUCAAUCUUGCUGCAUGCCAACUGAAACACAAGCGAUAUCAUGAUGUAAUUACCCAUUGCAUUAGUGCCCUAGAAAUCGACCCAUUGAAUACAAAGGCACUCUAUCGUCGCUGUCAAGCAUACAUUGCCUUAGAUGAGUUUGAGAAGGCUAGAACAGAUAUACAAACUGCAUUGGAUGAAGAGCCAAAGAGUAAAUUCUUUUUAGAACAGAAAAGACUUCUGGUGAAAAGAGAAAAAGUGGUUUAUAAUAAACUUUCUAAAGGUAUGAAUAAGAUGUUUGGAGGAUCCUCAUGACAGUAAACAGUUUUAAUGGCCUUUAAACUUUGAUGCAAGUUACAAAGAUAGUAUAUUAGUUCAGAGGCUUGGAGUUGUCUGAGUAAAGUCAGGUCAGUGUCGCAUUGCAUAAAAGCUAAGUAUGUUAUAACUUUGACAUUGGUAACAACCAUGAAAACAAGGCUAAAAAAUAAAGUAAAUUGGGUUUCAUAAGAAACUGAUCAAACUAUACAAGGGCACUACACAAAUUGCACUCCGUCAAAAUGACAAAAUUUUUUACACAGGCUUGCUUCAAUAAUCUUUACUAAUCACGUGUCAAUAAUUUGGUUCAAUCACAGAGAGGCUAUAGCCCCCCACAUCAAUUGGUUUCAGGUUCCAAAGUCACAAAAUGGCAAAAGAAAGACCAAUGAAAAUGAGAUGGGAUUAAACAAACUUCACAGUUAUUGGCUUGAUCACAUUGAUUCUACAGGAAGUUGAAAUCAAAAUUUUCAAUGACUGGAACAAUCACACAGCCAUACACAAAUCUAUGGGGAUGUCCUGAUAAAGCGGGGAUAAUCUUUACACAGUGUUAUCUGUGUGUGGCUGUGAGUGAGAUACACACAGACACACACCAUGUUAGAUUAUUCCCUGCUUACCACUAGUUCACAGUUGUUUUUUUAGCAAACUGUUGAAUGAAAAAUAUUACAUAAUCCCAAAGAUUACAAUGAAAAACAGAUCAUAAAAGAAUGGAAUUAAGCAUAAAAUUUAAAGGUUUUUUUGAGUGUGCAGUGUGUUUUGCAUAUAGACUCAAAACAGACAGGAUGGUUGCAGACUACUUGUGAGCAAUACUAUGAAUCAAACAUGAGCAAGUUAUACUUGUACAUUGCAUGAAAUGUCCAAAAAUGAGAUAUUUGUUAUUAAUGUAGAUUAAAGAUACAUGUCUUUGAUUGAAAAGAUGAAUUCCAGUUUACAUGUCAUCAUUGAAAGUGUUUUGCUCUUGGGUAAUCCUAUAAAAUAUGUAUGUCCUUUGGGGACCUUCCUGAUGUGAUUUUUCUGUUUUCUAUUCAUGACUUGAGCAGUUUGUGAACUGAUGUAAAAAUUAAAUCAUUCAAUAUUUUCUAGUUUGCUCAGUAA